GUGUUCGACGACGGUGCGGGUGGGGAGACAGAGUCUGAGAUUGACUACGACAACAUCCACAUCAUGGGCCUGAUGUGCAUGGUCGACCUGAUCCCCGUCAACCCGCCCGCGCCUUCGCCCACGACAUCCGCGCCAUCCCCAUCGACUUCGACACCGUACUCGCCCCCGCAGAGCCCGCAGUCGCCGUACUACAGCACAGCGUAUCCACGGCCAGGCGAGAACGCGACAAGUGCGCUGGCGGGGACGACGUUUGUGCAGGUCGACAGCAUCCCGUGGAAGGGCCGCACGAGUCUGCUCUUCACCUUCGCUG
Molecule: messenger RNA, 310 nt
Organism: Mycena citricolor
Lineage: Eukaryota; Fungi; Basidiomycota; Agaricomycetes; Agaricales; Mycenaceae
Source: the annotation of a GenBank genome assembly